This is a messenger RNA of Perca flavescens (yellow perch), 1084 nucleotides long. Its product is annotated as immunoglobulin lambda-1 light chain-like. Bases 29 to 1084 code for a protein of 351 amino acids. The transcript is spliced from 6 exons. Gene Ontology annotation, biological process: response to bacterium. Lineage: Eukaryota; Metazoa; Chordata; Actinopteri; Perciformes; Percidae. The record is from RefSeq and is a predicted model, not a curated record.
UAGUGUAAGAGAAAGCUGCUGCACCACAAUGAUCAGAAGACUGGCUGUUUUGAUUCUACUUAGUACCAUGUACCUGAUUCAAACUGCAGAGGUUCCUCACCAGAUCUCUUUGACUGUGGUUGAAGUUGGUAGAAAUGUAACUUUGGAGUGUCCAGUUUCUGAGACGGGAGGCAAAUUCUUUCACUGGUACAAGCAGCCUCUUGGAUAUACAUUCCAAAGUGUCAUUACUGAAGCUCAUGGCAAAUUAACUAUUAGAAAAGAAUUUAACAACUCACGUUUCACAGCUACAAAAAGGGAUGCUCAGUAUUUUCUUACCAUUACAAAUAUCAGCAAAGAGGACGAAGCAACAUAUUUCUGUCACUAUGGAGCAACAUAUACAGAGAGUUCCAAUGGCUUCUUCUUGGCUGUGAACGAUCAUAAUCAGCAGAAAUCUGUCUAUGUGAAACAAAGUCCGGAGACUGAGUCGGUCCAGCCGGGUGACUCAGUGACUCUCCAGUGUUCACUUCUCUCCAAGACCAAAGGAAACACAGAUCAGUGUCCAGGUGAACACAGUGUGUACUGGUUCAGAUCUGGAUCAGGAGAAUCUCACCCAGGCAUCAUUUACACUCACAGUGAUGAAGAAGAGGAAAGAAGUUGUGUCUACAGUCUGUCCAAAACUAUACAGAACUCCUCUGAUACUGGGACUUACUACUGUGCUGUGGUCACGUAUGGAGAGAUCCUGUUUGGUGAAGGAACUAAAGUGGAGACAAGAUCAGAACUGGAGCCAGUUGUCAUUGUUCUUGGAGUCCUGUUGGCCUGCUGUGUGACUGUAAUCGCCGCCCUUAUUUUCUACGGAAAUCAAAGGAAAGUUUGUGAAGAUUGCAAAGGAGCAUUGAGUGCCUCCCAUCAUCGUGAUAAUGACAGGUCAACUGUGGAUCAAUCAAAUGAUCUGGAUGGUGAAGCAAGGGCAAUGAACUACGCAGGACUGUAUUCCUCAACAAUGGAAGUGAAAAGAGGGAAGAGGAAGAAGAGAGAGUCACCACCAGAGUGUGUGUACUCUGUUGUUAGAGCAGAUAACCACAACCAGCACCAGCCCUCUCUGUAG